AUGCUAGCAAAGGCCACAUACAACCCGCUGGGCCUGCAAUCCACGCAGACUCCGACAACUUCUUACUACACUGGCGCGGCGCAGAAGACCGCUAGCCUCGGCGAUCCUCAGAAUGGCACGUUGUUCGCCAGUCCGACGGAGUCAGAUUUUUCGGACCAGCCCGACGGCCUGGAUGCUGUACGGUCCUGGGACGAGAAGCAGGUUAUUGCUUGGCUUCACAGCAUAAAUUGUGGUCAAUAUGAAGCUCUGUUCAAAGCGAACAAUGUCAACGGCAAUAAUCUUAUUGAAUGUGAUCAAAAGAUUCUGCAAGAGAUGGGCAUCAAGAAGAUUGGCGACCGCGUCCGAAUCUUUGUCGCCAUCAAGCAACUGAGAAACAAAUCCGUCCUCAACAGAAAACAAAGAACGAUGAACCAAUUGGCUGCGCUUGAAGCCGUAACUUACACAGCCGCCUCAUCCGGGACAGCCCGCCAGUCCAAUCAUCGCCCAACAACGAGUGCACGCCGCACGUCUCGAGCAGCCGAAACUACUUCUCAUACUUACUCCGCCGGUCGGUCGUCAUCGCGACCCGGAUCGCCUCUCCGUGCUCAACAGUAUGUCGCAAGUAGUCCGAUGGAAACCGGGCGAAAGGAACAGGGAUCAGGAUACUUCAGUCAUCCACCAUCUGCUGGGUCAAUCACCACCCGAAAGCCAGGCACUCCGAGCGAAAACGGUCACAACAAUCGGAAUGGCUCGCAUUUGAGACAGAACCCGAGCCUGGAUGGCUUGACGAUGGGACAGUUGCCGACAAACUCGCCUGUCAUCAGAGUCAUAUACACCGGUGGUCAGACCAAGGUGCUUGACAUCAAGCACUGCAAAACGGCGGAUGAGAUUAUUCUGUGCGUUCUGAAAAAAUUGCAGCUUCCCGAGCAUCAGUAUCGCAAUUAUUGCUUCUAUGUGAUGGAUGGCUUGGAACCCGAUCCCUCCAAUUGCAGGAGGCUCGCGGACCAUGAGCUUAUGGAGAUAUGCGAAAAUAGUCACAGACCAGAGCGAGGUCGUCUUAUCCUUCGCAAGAUUCAUGCUGGAGAACCAGAUACGGAUGAGCUCCGUCGGGCUUCGCAACUGGCGGUAGAUGAAAGCCAGGUUGCUCACAUGAACGCUUUGAGCAGUUCUAAUGUGCGCAACCAGCUUAAGAUCCAGCAGCUGACCGGCGAAUCCUGGCUUAACAUCAGACAACCGAUGUCUCCUGUCUCGUCUCGACAAAAUCCAACACCUAGCGAGCAUGAAGUGCGGUCAGCCAACUUGGAAGGCCCCGCUUAUUCUGCUGCCAAGUUGCGACACUUCUUCGGUGCUCGUCCCCCAAGUGAGAUGAUUAUACACGAGAUUACGUCUUACUUCCCAGGCCACCACCGGGAGGACAUUGAGAAGACAAUGCGCAUGUCUGUCCGAAGGUCGCAGCGUCUGAGCCGUGCAGCAAGUCGCCUGAGCGUUGUCAGCAACACCAGCUACGCGUCUAGUUUGAGGGAUGCGCCGCCGAUGCCGAGCAUCGCCGACACUUGGCUCAAUGCUGGACCGACCCGCUCGUCGAGACCUCUCUCCGUGUCAAAGUUCAGCCUGCCAACACCGUCCUACAGAGAUUCGAUCGCUUCCAGCUCUCUGCAACCGCUUCAGGAAGAGUCGCCUAUUGAGCCGAACCGCAAGUCAUAUGUUUCCUUUGAUAGUGGUUCUGAUGAUCCCACAACUUCUCGUCAGAGUCUUCUUGAUGAGAAUGCCAGCGUUGCGGCAACUGACGGCGGUUCACUCAAUGAACGAUUGAGUGUUCUAGUGGCCGAAGAUGGAGAAGAGCAGGAUGAUGGUCUUACAGACUUUUUGGCGGGCAACAACUUCGCCCCAAAGAACUGGAUGAAAGGUUCUCUGAUUGGAGAAGGAUCUUUUGGCAGUGUGUUCCUUGCACUCCAUGCGAUUACUGGAGAGCUCAUGGCCGUCAAACAAGUCGAGAUACCCUCUGCGACUAAGGGCACAGAAUUCGACAAGCGCAAAAACAGUAUGGUCACUGCCCUCAAGCAUGAGAUCGAGCUUCUACAAGGGAUGCACCAUCCGAACAUCGUGCAAUAUCUGGGCACUUCCGCAGACGACCAGUAUCUGAAUAUUUUCUUGGAGUAUGUGCCAGGAGGAUCUAUUGCUACGAUGUUGAAACAGUACAACACCUUCCAAGAGCCCCUGAUCAAGAACUUCGUUCGACAGAUUUUGGCGGGCUUGUCCUAUCUCCACAGUUGUGACAUCAUUCACCGCGAUAUCAAGGGUGCUAACAUCCUUGUGGACAACAAAGGAGGCAUCAAGAUUUCCGAUUUCGGUAUCUCAAAACGAGUGGAAGCUUCUACUCUUCUCGGUGCUCGUGCCAGUGGCACUGGUGGUGGUCACCUGCACCGCCCCUCGUUGCAGGGUAGUGUCUACUGGAUGGCACCGGAAGUGGUUCGUCAGACGGCGCACACGAAGAAGGCUGACAUCUGGAGUCUGGGUUGUUUGGUGGUCGAGAUGUUCAUUGGAGCCCAUCCAUUCCCCGACUGCAGUCAAUUACAAGCCAUUUUCGCAAUUGGAAGCAACAAGGCCAGGCCGCCGGCUCCCGAGCAUGCCAGCGCCGAAGCCGUGGAUUUCUUGGAUCAGACCUUCCAAGUGGAUUACGAGCAAAGGCCGUCAGCAGACGAACUGCUCACUUGCCCGUUUUUGAAGACUCCUCUUGCUGGAUAG
Molecule: messenger RNA, 2724 nt
Organism: Aspergillus homomorphus CBS 101889
Lineage: Eukaryota; Fungi; Ascomycota; Eurotiomycetes; Eurotiales; Aspergillaceae
Product: STE11 family mitogen-activated protein kinase kinase kinase
Exons: 4
Coding region: 1-2724 (907 amino acids)
Biological process (GO): protein phosphorylation; signal transduction
Molecular function (GO): protein kinase activity; ATP binding; protein binding
Source: RefSeq, a predicted model, not a curated record